AUGGCUGCCACCGCACCACCCAUCAAGCUCUACACAAGCCACCAGUGCCCUUGGGCCCAACGUGCCGAGAUCAUCUUGGCCGAGCUCAACAUCCCGCAUGAGCAAGAGCUCAUUGACCUCGCCGUUCCGCGCACUGAGGAGUACCUCAAGAUCAACCCGCGCGGGCUGGUCCCGUCCCUGGCCUACGGCGAUGAGAUCAUCACCGAGUCGGCCAUCGUCGCGCAGUUCAUUGCCGACCUGAACCCGUCGCACCUUCUCCCGGCAUCGGCGGACCCCCAGGCGGCCCUCAAGCGCGCGCGCAUCGCCUUCUUCGUCGACACCUUCGUGUCCAAGCUCGGCCCGCACUUUGGCAAGCUCCAGUUUGCCCCGCCAGGUGCUGAUCUGGACGCUACCGCGCAGGCCUAUGUCGACAACGUGGUCAAGGAGAUUGAUCCCCUUCUCGCAGACGCGGCGCCGUUCUUUGGUGGCAGUGACAAGAUCACGCUCGCAGAGGUGCAAACUGGUUCCUUCGUCAUUCGCCUCCUGAGGCUUCCGAAGCACGACAUCAUCAAGGAUCUCUCGGCAGAGCUCCAGACCAAGGCGCCCAACUUCUAUCGCUGGGCAACGGCUGUCGCCGAGGUUCCAUCGGUCAAGAGCACUUUUCCUGAGGAUGACGUUGUCGCGGGCAUCAAGCGCAAGCGGGCUCAGUUUGCCGCGCAGGCGAAGGCUUGA
Messenger RNA from Microdochium trichocladiopsis, 711 nucleotides. Its product is annotated as glutathione S-transferase domain-containing protein. Lineage: Eukaryota; Fungi; Ascomycota; Sordariomycetes; Xylariales; Microdochiaceae. The transcript has 3 exons. Gene Ontology annotation, cellular component: cytoplasm. The coding region runs from base 1 to 711 and encodes 236 amino acids. The record is from RefSeq and is a predicted model, not a curated record.